Messenger RNA from Eptesicus fuscus (big brown bat), 914 nucleotides. It is a transcript of the gene CDC26, whose product is annotated as cell division cycle 26. Lineage: Eukaryota; Metazoa; Chordata; Mammalia; Chiroptera; Vespertilionidae. The record is from RefSeq and is a predicted model, not a curated record. The transcript is spliced from 5 exons. Gene Ontology annotation, cellular component: anaphase-promoting complex. Bases 256 to 654 code for a protein of 132 amino acids. Gene Ontology annotation, biological process: regulation of mitotic cell cycle; anaphase-promoting complex-dependent catabolic process; protein K11-linked ubiquitination.
AUGGGAAUCGUAGUGGGAAAGAGGGAAGGAUUGUGGGCGCGCCCCGAAGUGUGACCCGUAGAGCGUCCGAGAAAUGUACGCGGAGGCCGAGGUUCGGCGAGGACGGGCUCUGGCUCAGGGCCGUCCGGGGCGUGCAGCCCGCGUGGCUUAGCGGAAGCCUUGGUGGGCGCCGAGGCUCCGGGGAGGGGCAGAGCAGGCUCCAAAGGAGACUGUGACUGUGCCUUUCAACUACAGCUGGAAGUGUUUGUUUAAUGAAUGACCUAUCUAUUUAGGAUCUGUUUAGACCCUGAGGAUAACUCUGUGAAUAGUGUUGACUUCAGGAUGUUGCGACGAAAACCAACCCGCCUAGAGCUGAAGCUUGACGACAUUGAAGAGUUUGAAAGCAUUCGGAAAGACUUGGAGGCCAUAUGCUCCUUGAAGGCAGGAAUGAGUGUAUUCUUCUCUGCGUCUGUCCCCUGCAAUACCAGGCCCAAAGAGACCCGUAAGAAACAAAAGGAAGAUGUGGAUGUUGUAGGAGGCAGUGAUGGAGAAGGUGCCAUAGGGCUCAACAGUGACCCCAAGAACCGGGAACAGAUGAUUAAUGAUCGAAUUGGUUAUAAACCCCAAGCCAAGCCCAACAAUCGCUCAUCUCAGUUUGGAAGUUUUGAAUUUUAGAGGUGGAUUUUUUUGCUUGCCAGAGCCCUGGAAUGAUGUAAAAUGAUGGCAGAAGUACAAACACAGUUCAGGGAAUUGAGUACUUGUAGUCAAGCAGAAUGUUUUACCUCCUGCAGAGGGAAAUACUUCUGCAUGAGAUUACUGAUGCUUAACUUUCACUCAAAGCUGAAAUCCAAACUCUGGUUUGUCUCUGGAGAAUUUGACUCGAUAAAACUUGUCUGAUUUUCAAUUUUAAAAAUAAAUAUAUUUUUGGAAAAGUA